UGCUUGCCACAUAAAAGUUGUGGUGGCAGUCUGAUAAACGAACGUUACCUUAUUACGGCAGCCCAUUGUGUUAGCAAACGAAUGCUCCCUGCAAGUUGGGCUUUGACUGGAGUUCGUUUAAGAGAAUGGAAUCAAGAGACCGAAAGAGAUUGCCAAAUUGAUAGUCGAGGUAAUUCGCUUUGUGCUGGCCUGUACUUGGACGUCAAUGUUGAAGAACAAUUAUGCCACCCCCGAUACAAUGUAAGGACUCAAGCAAACGAUAUAGCAUUAUUGCGUCUUCAAGAAAAAAUCAACUUUAACUAUUUUGUUGGGCCGAUUUGCUUAGCAAUGGAUACAAAACUUCGUUUGGACAACUUUGAAAAUGCAACAAUGGACAUUGCAGGGUGGGGAGCUACCGAAACGAGUAAUAAAAGCAAAAUGAAACUUAAAGCAUUAGUUAGAGGUCAAAGUCUUGAAAAAUGCAAAAAUAAAUACCGUACUGACGCAAGGAUUGAUCUUGGGGACACUCAAAUGUGUGCUGGUGGUGAGAAAAGCAUUGACACCUGUCGUGGUGAUUCCGGUGGACCGCUGAUGUUUCCACACAAGUUUAACGAAUUGGAAUCAUACUUUUUGGUCGGUGUGGUUUCUUUUGGGCCGACGCCCUGUGGUCAGGAAGGUUUUCCAGGCGUUUAUACUCGUGUGGGUUCUUUCGUAGAUUGGAUACGAUAUACCAUUAGAAAAUAAAAAGAGUCAUACAAGUAAAUACUAUCAAAUAAAACACCUCUUUGAGGUAAAAUUUUCGAG
Molecule: messenger RNA, 783 nt
Organism: Rhagoletis pomonella (apple maggot)
Lineage: Eukaryota; Metazoa; Arthropoda; Insecta; Diptera; Tephritidae
Product: serine protease easter-like
Exons: 2
Biological process (GO): proteolysis
Molecular function (GO): serine-type endopeptidase activity
Source: RefSeq, a predicted model, not a curated record